UCAGAGUAGCAUUUCAAGGCCACGCCGACUACCCAGUCGAUAAUACAGACGUGUAUCAGAGACGUACGAAAAACAUUAUCUUUCAACAAAGUUUUCCUUAAUAAAUUGACACAAUUUUUUCAAAUUGGAACCAUCAAGUCUGUCGCAAUAGGACAACGAAGCUGAUUUUUUAAAGUGAUAACUAUCAUGGGGAACAAGACGAAACAGUGUCUUUCUGCGAGGAGGAAAAGUAAACGUAGGAUGUUCAAAAUUAUGCACGCCCGGAAAAAAUUCUUUAAAGCAUUGGGAUUAGUUAGAAGAAAAUCGGAGUCACCACAUAACAAAAACAACAAUCAAGAAACAUUGUUUUGUUGUGAAGAAAAUACCAUUUUUUUGCAAGAGGAUCCUUUGGAUUUUGUGAUUCCAGAAGAAUCUGUUCCUAUAAAUAUAAAAGAAAACACAGUAACUGACCCAUAUGUCCAACAGUUGCACCAUGUUAAGGAGGAGGAAGAAGAAGAAAUACUACCACAUGCAAAUCAAGAUUUAGACCUUGUGGAUUUAAUGUUUCUCGAUUUUUCCAAACGAUUUAAAAUGUUUUCAAACAACAGACAACUUCUCGUUAAAACUAAACUAUCCCAAGUCUUAAGUGAUGCAGAAUUUGAAGAAAUAGAAGAACGACAGUCGCUCAAUUGUAUUUAA
Messenger RNA from Tribolium madens (black flour beetle), 678 nucleotides. RefSeq lists its product as uncharacterized. The record is from RefSeq and is a predicted model, not a curated record. Lineage: Eukaryota; Metazoa; Arthropoda; Insecta; Coleoptera; Tenebrionidae. The transcript has 3 exons. The coding region runs from base 187 to 678 and encodes 163 amino acids.